This is a messenger RNA of Aplysia californica (California sea hare), 5536 nucleotides long. RefSeq names its product carboxypeptidase M. The record is from RefSeq and is a predicted model, not a curated record. Gene Ontology annotation, cellular component: cell surface. NCBI's taxonomy places the organism in Eukaryota, Metazoa, Mollusca, Gastropoda, Aplysiida, Aplysiidae. Gene Ontology annotation, molecular function: zinc ion binding; metallocarboxypeptidase activity. Gene Ontology annotation, biological process: proteolysis.
AGACAAAAAACGACAACUCGUCUCUAGUAGAGCAGCAGAAUAAGUCCGUAUUUGGGUGUGGAAAGGAGUAAUAUUCUUCUUCUUCUUCUCCUCGAUCACAUCACACUUAAAGUACCUGUCAUAUACUGGGACGUCCUGCUUGGUUCUCAAAGGAGUUGUGUUUUCUGUGCCUGUCGCCAUUGCUUAGUACAGAAGGGCUGAGAAUAAGUUGAGUUUAAAUUCUGGAAAGACAUUAGCGGUGAAUAUCGUUAGUGCAGAGACAGAAAACCCCAGUUUUACUUCUUGUGAUCGAACAUACAACUCUGCACCACUUCAGUUUUUUACCACGCUCAUCGGAGUAUUAAAGAUUGACACGCCCAGUACAGAAUGCAAGGCGCCCGAGCUCAGCAUGCCAGUGGCCAGAUGCUCGCAGCCCCAGGCGUCGCCGUUUACGUCCGUGGUGAGCGCCCUGCUACUGCUGCUGCCGCUGUUGCUGUCUGCGCUGUGCUGUGUGGCCGGCGCCGUCGACUUCAAGUACCACAACCAGAGGCGCCUGGAGGCGACGCUGUACGACCUUCAGGACCGGUACCCGAACCUCACCUAUGUCUACUCCAUAGGGAAGAGUGUUAGAGGCGGUGGGCCGAGAGAUGCUUAUCCACCUGGCUGAGCACUACCUGCUCUCCUACGGCCGCAACGCCACGCUGACCGAGUUCCUGGACACGACGCGCGUGCACCUCAUGCCCAGCAUGAAUCCGGACGGCUUCGCCAGCUCCCGGAAGGGAGGGUGUACUGGCGUCAUGGGCAGGAGCAAUGCCAUGGGCUACGACUUGAACCGCAACUUCCCGGACUAUAUAGUGGGCAACGACGUGCCGGAGCAGAAGGAGACAAGCCUGGUGCGCCGCUGGAUCCACGAGACGCCCUUCGUGCUAUCGGCCAACCUGCACGGCGGGGCCAUGGUGGCCAACUACCCGUUUGACUACUCCCCGGCCGACAUCUACGCCCAGGAAUACUCCCGCAGUCCUGACGACGACGUGUUCAUCCACCUGGCCUUGACCUACUCCCGCACACACCCGACCAUGCACCUGGGCUCCUCCUGCCAGGAUGAGUUCCCCGACGGGAUCGUCAACGGCGCCAACUGGUACCCUGUGGUCGGCGGCAUGCAGGAUUACAUGUACCGACACGCCAGUGGCUACGAGGUUCUGGUGGAGAUGUCCUGCUGCAAGUUCCCGCCCCCAGCCCAGCUGGAACGUCUCUGGGCAGACAACAAGGACGCUCUCAUCAACUUCUUGCUGCAGGUCCACAUGGGAGUGAGAGGCAUCAUCUACGGCCAGCCAGCUGACGGCGAGAGUGAGUACAACCUGGUGGAGGGGGCCACAGUGACCGUCAAAGGCCGCGAGGCGGUGCCUUUCUGGUCGUCGAGGUUUGGGGAGUACUACAAGCUCUUGCUGCCAGGGGAUUAUGUCCUGCAGGUGAGCAGUCCCGGCUACGAGAACGUGUCCUCCCCCUUCUCCGUCUCCGACUCAGGGGUCACCCGACUGGACAUCAGACUGGUCCGCAGCAGCAGUCCCAACACCUCUUACCUGGAUGACUCGCCGGACGCACGCUCCGAGACAGGCACCACCCACGACGGGCGAGGUAUCAGUGAGAGAGACCAGUCAGACAGCGCUGGCUCUUCCAGACCCCAAUUUAAUGAGGCAGGGCUGGGCCCACGGGACACUUCAGAACAGACAUCUGAUAACAACAACAACAACAACAACAACAACAGAAACGAGCUCGGUGAAAACUCAGCUGACAAGCUUUCAGCUACGAGCCACGCUGUGGCCUUGUCUUUAUUAUAUUGUACAAUUUGUUUUUUUUUCCAUCUUUGACAUUUAUCCUUUUAGACUCUAUCGAUUAUGUUGUAAUUAUGACUUUGAUUUUGAUCACAUUGUUUUUAUCCUGACAUGGCUUAGUCCAAAAAUACAUGGUCUGUUUAGCACUCAUUGUAAAGUUAUUGGGUUUUUUAUUUCUAUUGAAUCCACAGAAAAAUUUCUGGCAUUUCCAGAGUUUUCAGAUUAACUUUUUACAAAUUGCCUAUAAUAUCAAGCCACAUAAUUUUAGCUUUGCAACUUAAUUUUUUUUUGUCACUGUAGGUUGGUAGUUUUGCAUUCAUUCUCGUUUACUUCAGGGUAUAUGACUGGACAAAGUUAAAGCUAUGGAAAUUUUGUUUGCUUUUUCAUUGGUGAAAGGGAAUCAUUUUGUAUGGGUUUUUUUCUAGUUUAGAAAGACUGCUCAGUCUUCUGAGUUUGUCACUAGAAAUUUCCCUGUGAGAACUUUCUUGAUAUUUAGGUUCUCUAAGUGCUACAAGGCCUGAAUGUUAUGUUGAAUUUGCUUGCCAUAUAAUGCUAUAUGAUUUGACAUGCUCGAUUUCUGUUCUCUCCAUUACCAUAAUAUUCAUGUUAUGUAUUACAUUUAUUGUACCUUGGAAUUUUCAUACCUAAUAUAAAAAUUCUGGUUUCUGUAGCAUUGGGAUAAGUUUGAGUAAAGAGAACCGCAUGAACGGUUCAAGAAACAACACAGGGAAAGAAAAGAAGUAAAAUCUACCCGGGUGACCCUCACUCAACCAACCUGCUUUGCAGUAGCAACAGAGGGCAGGUCUUGUAAGGGACUGAACUGGAAUUUAAACUGUCUUCUGUAUCAAGAAAGGCAUUAAUUCAAAACCAUGUUCACUUGUUUGAGUAAAGAGAGGCACAUCAACACUAUAAAAGUCAUUUAGUGCAGAGGAAAAAAGCAAGGAAAAUAGACAAAAACAAGAGAGUGAAAGAAAAGAAAAAGAAUCUACCAACAGCGCCCUUCAACCAUCCACACUUACAAACCACGACUAAAGAAAAAAAUAAAACAAAAAAAGACUGACUGGCUUAAUUAAGAAUUGCAUUAUGAAAGUUGAACCAAACAAGAAGUAAAGUGGAGCUACACUUUCACAAUUAUGCUUAAACCAGGUGCAGUUUAUGCCGUAUGUAUAUUGUACAGGAUUGUAUUACAUGUUCAUGAUUUAUACUUGCUCUGUACGUGCACAGGGCGGUUGAAUGUUGACUGAUAACGAAGAGAGUAUUACAACGAAUAGAGAUGCUCAAAACUUUCAGAAAGAUGGUUUCUUGUUUGAGGAGGGGUUGUUUUUUUUUAAUAUGUAAAAUCUUCAGUUUUUUGUUUAUAAACGGUCUCCAUCACAGAAGGUUUACUGAGAAUAUUCCAAAGUAAUAGCUACGGUGAUAUAUAUGUUAUUCAUUUUGAUUUAUUUGUACAUGUGUCUAUGUACAAGUCAGUGUUCCGCUUGUAAAACACUGAACAGUUUUUCCACAGAUAUCGUGUGUCCCUCACUCUUUCAGUACUCAAGGGAUUCCACAAUUUUAUGCACCCUGUGACGAAAGGUACUAUAAUGAUAUGAUAUGAUAUAGAUUGUGAAAUGUGAGACAAUUCAUCUACGUUGAGCGGGUGGCUUAAUUUAUUUAGGAAGUGAAAGUAGGGCGAUACAAGGUAUGCGCAUGUCUAGUAUGAGAGCCAUUAAUUACUGUUAGUUUAGUUUCGUAUUGUAGGCAAUCAUAUCACUUCUCCAAGUUACCUUUCUGAUCACACCACUUCCCACCAUGCUGUCAAGCUCUUCUUUGAUCGUGUCUCUGAGAGCAAUCAGAGUUUUCCUUGGUGCGUCGAUGUGUGGCAGGACGUCUGGAUCCACCACUAGCUAGACGGGGCUAGGCAUCUUACCGAUUCUGUCGAACUGUUCUAGAUGGUCUUUCAUCAAGUCCUGGACGCAAAUGAUCUUGUUUUUGGCGGAUGGGGGUGACGCUGAAAGGCUGCCUGCAGUGCAGUGUCACUGCUUUCAACUUUUCGCUUGACGGCAGUCCAAUAAGGGCAGGUCCUUCAUGUCUAUGAUGUAGAAUCCCGUUUCCUGCCACUGGCCUCUGUAGCGACAAGGAAAAACUAUCUUGCCAAGGCAGGGAAUGUCUGUGCCGUUGUAGGCAGUCAGCCUUGUGCUGCCUUUCUCUUAUAAGAUCUGUUUGGCUGGGGUUCCCUCUGUUGUCAGCUGCUCAGAGAACAUGUCCCCUAAACAUGUGCAGGGGCAGCGUGUUCUCCCGUGGUCCUGUGUCGACCUAGACAAUGAUAUUGUGUUGCCCAGCUCUGUUUGGAAGGUGUAUUUUGUGCUUGACGAAUGCUUCGUCGUGUUGGUGGGACAAUGAAGAAACUGAAGAGAUGGUGACAGGGCUGAAUGUUCGGUCGUCAAAGUUCUCUUAGUGGAUUUCAGCCUGCAUCGCCUUGAUUUUUGCCUCUAGCGGCUUCCGCUUAUGUCCUCCACCUCGGCUGACUGAUCCACCACAUCGAUGCCUGCGUCCGUGUGAAGACUGGUCCCGCCCGGAACGGCAAACUUUGGCAAAGGAGUUAGUUUUGCCGCAGGUACAGCAGGUAAUACCAUUGGCUGGGCUUUCCCGUUGUUUUUGCUGCCCUCCGCAGUUUCUGCAAGGAGGACGAGUGCUGGAUUUGAUGGCGCUGGUGCUGGCAGAGUCUGCCAUUGUAGCUACUGUACGUGUGAUGCAGUAGCCUCGAAUGUACGACCCAUCUUUAUCAGGUCAGCCAACUUGACACCCUUUUGCUGUUCAAGAAGUUUCCUUUGAAAGUCUCCGGUGGGUGUUCUUAAAAUGAUUAACUCGAUCAGUCUCUUUUCCAGUUCUGCCACAUUGUCAAAUGCACACCUUUGUGCCUGGAGCUGCGCCCUUGUCACAAAGUCAUCUAGUGACUCUGAUUUGACCUGCCUCAUGCUCAUGAGUUUGAGUCUACUCAUACGAAAGCGUUCAACCGGCUCGAUUUGUUCACCCACUUUUUGGAAUACAAUAUCUGGAUCUUUCUUUUCAGCGUCUGUGAGUGUCAUGGCGUUAAACAUCCAAAGGCCUUUCUUACCAAUUUGAAGGAGUCAAAGGCCUUUCUUACCAAUUUGAAGGAGUAUGUGGACGACUUGGUCGUCUUUAUGCACCUUCUUUGUUUCAAAAUAGAGUUUGAGUCUUUGUUUUAACAUUUUGAAGGAAUCUGCCUCGAUUUUGCUUUCCCACAUCAUCUCGGAAAUCUGCUGUAAGGGCAUAUUGACUGUUAUUGACCGAUUUUGAUUAGAUCUAACUACUUGCUCGAGCGGAUGUGGCUAUGAACUUACAAACAACGGUUUAUUCGGUCCCAAAAGUCUGAUUGUAGGCUUCUACUUCAAGCUAGAGUCACAUCACGGGGACUGGAUCUGCUGCUUGUUUAUUUUUACCGCUGCCACCAUAUAAUGAUAUGAUAAUUGUGAACAGUGUGAGACGAUUCAUCUACGUUGAACGGGUAGCCUAGUUUAUUUAAAAAGUCAAAGUAGGGCGAUGCAAGGUAUGUGCAUGCGCAGUAUGAGAGCCGUUAAUUACUGUUAAUUUAGUUUCAUAUUGUAGGCAAUCAUAUCACUGAUAUUAUCUUAAAACGGCCUUUAAUUCAGUCUAGUAUUGAUGGAUUUGUUCGUGUGAGCACUCAAACUAUUUGUAAAUAGAUUGAAUAAUCACAAUAUGGG